UUUUCAUCACUUCAUCUCUAUCUGUGUAAACAUAUGUUCUCCUUUAUUAAGAUCUUAGUAAUCUCAUAGUUUGAGUUGUGACACUUCACACUUCUGGGAGAUGAGUAGUGAGACCUUCAGAGUUUUUGUCUAUCUUGUUUGUCUAUCUUAGGGACAGGGUCUGAACACGUAUCUACAUCUGUCUUGGAUCUCAUUCUAUAGACCAGGCUUGCCUUCAGGUCAAUGAGAUCCAUCUGCCUCUGCUUUCUGCAUAGUAGGGUUAAAUGUAUGAGACAAUGGACCCUCUUGCCCCUUUUUUUGUACUUACUGUUCAUUCAGUUUCUCUAAAAUGUACUCAGUAUUAUUGAUCUGCUUCUUUGCCUAUGUCUGUUAAUAGGCAUUUCUCUUGCAAGGACCCAGAAAUUACAGGGGUAAAGCUUCUCUUCAGUUUGCUUCUAAAAUGACUUGGUGAUUACAGUUGAAUGUCUCUGUCAUAGGUUGAGUGUGAAAAGCACCAGAAUUAGACCAGUAUAUUGGUAAAGAAGUAUACAAUUACAAUGUUGUCAGUAUUAUGCUGUCAGUAUUACAUGUGUGGGAUAUUUUAGGGUGCAGUGACCUAUGAUGAUGUGCACAUAAACUUCACUCAGGAAGAAUGGGUCUUGCUGGAUCCUUCUCAGAAGGUGCUCUACAAAGAUGUUAUGCUUGAGACCUACAGGAACCUCACUGCUAUAGGGUACAAAUGGGAAGAACACAAUAUUGAAGAACAUUUUCAAACUUCUAGAAUACAUGGAAGGCAAGAAAGAAGUCAUCCUGGAGAUAAAUCUUAUGAAUAUACUCAAUGCGGUGAAGCCUUUGGAUGUCAAAGACAUCUUCAAAGUCAUGAAAGAAUUCCUGGAGAGGAAUCCUGUGAAUGUAAUCAGUGUAAUAAUCACAGUACUCUUCAAAAUCAUGAACAAAGUCAUACUGAAGAGAGACUAUAUGAAUGUAAUGAAUGUGAUAAAGCCUUUUCAACACAGAGUUAUCUCCAAAUACAUACAAAGACACAUCAUGGGCAGAAACUCUAUGGAUGUAAACAAUGUGGUAAAGCCUUUGCACAUCCUAGUUAUCUCCAGAAACAUGAAAAAACUCAUACUGGAGACAAACCCUAUGAAUGUAAUCAAUGUGGUAAAGCCUUUGCACACCACAGUUACCUGCAAAAACAUGAAGGAACACACACUGGAAAGAAACCCUAUGAAUGUAAACAAUGUGGUAAAGCCUUUGUACAACAGAUUCACCUUCAAGUUCAUGAAAGAAUCCAUACUGGAGAGAAACCCUAUGAAUGUAAUCAGUGUGGUAAAGCCUUUGCAUAUAGCAGUAGUCUUAAAAAACAUGAACUAGUCCAUAUUGGAGAGAAACCCUAUGAAUGUAAUCAGUGUAUAAAACCUUUGCACAUCCCAGAUAUCUCCAGAAACAUGAAAGAACACAUACUGGAGAGAAACCCUAUGCAUGUAAUCAAUGUAGUAAAGCCUUUGCACAUCACAGUUAUCUCCAAAAACACGAAGGAACACACACUGGAGAGAAACCCUAUACAUGUAAACAAUGUGGUAAAGCCUUUGCACAACAGAUUCAUCUUAAAGUUCAUGGAAGAAUUCAUACUGGAGAGAAACCCUAUGUAUGUAAUCAAUGUGGUAAAGCUUUUACACAUCACAGCCAUCUUAAAGUUCAUGGAAGAAUUCAUACUGGAGAGAAACCCUAUGAAUGUAACCAAUGUGGUAAAGCCUUUGCAUAUAGCAGUAGUCUUCAAAUACAUGAAAUAAUCCACAGUGCAGAGAAACCCUAUGAAUGUAAUCAAUGUGAUAAAGCCUUUGCACAUCAGAGUUAUCUCCAGAAACAUGAAAGAACACACACUGGAGAGAAACCCUAUACAUGUA
Rattus rattus (black rat) is the source of this 1889-nucleotide messenger RNA. Its product is annotated as zinc finger protein 431-like. The record is from RefSeq and is a predicted model, not a curated record. Lineage: Eukaryota; Metazoa; Chordata; Mammalia; Rodentia; Muridae. Gene Ontology annotation, molecular function: RNA polymerase II cis-regulatory region sequence-specific DNA binding; DNA-binding transcription factor activity, RNA polymerase II-specific. Gene Ontology annotation, biological process: regulation of transcription by RNA polymerase II.